UUCCUCUUAUCUCAUUUUCCUCUCUCUCUUUCUCUAAAAAUAAAAGCAACCUUCUUCAUCACGCUUUCUUUACUCUCAAUUUUGCAGAAUUUGUAACUAAAAUCUUUAAAAAUGUCUAACCAAUACGACCCUUAUGUUCCAAGAGAAGAAGGUACCGCUGGCGGACCACCUCUAAAAACACAACAAAUUCAAAAACAAAUUAAUGAUACAGUUGGUAUUAUGCGUGAGAAUAUCAACCAGGUUGCCCAGAGAGGCGAAGCUUUAGAUUCCCUGCAUGAUAAGACCGAAAACUUGUCCGUAUCGGCACAAGGCUUUCGCCGUGGUGCUAACCGCGUACGUAAACAAAUGUGGUGGAAGGAUAUGAAAAUGAAAAUUAUUAUUGCCGCUGUAAUAAUCAUUAUAUUAGUGGCGAUAAUUUUAUCGGUUUACUACGGAAAUAAGAAAAAUUAAAAAUCUUAUGCUUUUUUGCGAUACCUUCCUUUCCUUUUCUGAUAAUUUUAUUAUUUUAUUUUUCUUUUGUUAGUACCUUUCUUUUUUAACAAAUUAUUUACUAUUCUAUAAUUAUCCUCUGCAUUCUUUAAUUAUAAAAAAAUAUAUAUAUAUAUAUGCAAUGCUCUCUUUUUCCAUUAAUAUUAUUUAUGAUAAACUUUUGAUAUUAAUGUUGUGUUUAUAAAGGCAGAGAACUUUUAACUAUACCAAUUAGCUGUAUUUAUCGACAUGUUUUUCUUAUUUUGCUUUUAUAUCUUAACUUUUUCGAUAAAGCUGAAAAAAAUUUUUUAAUUUUUAGUGUAUAUUAAUAGGACAAAUAAACAAAUAAUCAGUUAAAGAUUAUUAUUUAAAUGGUUUAUUUUUUUGACACGGCCUUUGUGGAGCUAUUUGCUACAAACAAAAUCUACAAUAUAAUAAAAUUAAAGCAGCAAUACGAAAUUUGAC
This is a messenger RNA of Rhizophagus irregularis DAOM 181602=DAOM 197198, 933 nucleotides long. RefSeq names its product SNAP receptor synaptobrevin. Gene Ontology annotation, biological process: vesicle-mediated transport; vesicle fusion. Gene Ontology annotation, cellular component: SNARE complex; plasma membrane. Gene Ontology annotation, molecular function: syntaxin binding; SNAP receptor activity. NCBI's taxonomy places the organism in Eukaryota, Fungi, Glomeromycota, Glomeromycetes, Glomerales, Glomeraceae. The record is from RefSeq and is a predicted model, not a curated record.